ACAAAACGGUGAACUUCCUGUUUGGAGAACGGUACGAUUAUUGCACGCAGUUGCCUUGACUUGAACGCUGAACAAGUAAGCUAAGUCCUUUUAUAUUUCCGAAAUCUGUUGGGUUGGGAUGCCGCUAUCUGAUAGAUCGAGUUCCGAUAGCGGUGGCGGGGCCCGAAGUCCGCGGACACGCAGACCGCGCUCUCGGAGUCGCAGUCGCAGUUACGACCGAGACCGAAGCUUGUCUCCGUACAGCUUCGGGCCCAAACUCCCGAAGCCCCGAAACAGGGAGCGUGAGCGAGAGGAACGGGAGCGUCGCUUCAAGGAGGCCAAAAACAUCAGACGGAUUCGAAUCGGCAGUCGCAGCAGGUCCCGGUCCAGAGAGCGGUACAGCGGCAGCGGCCAGAACCACAACCACUGGUCUGACCAGAGAGACACGUCGGGGAAACACAGAGACGAUUAUUACUAUGAGCAGCAAAGAGACGACGCUCAGAGACAACGGCAGGAGGCUUUCAUGGCCAGGCGACUUCAGGAGCGAGAGAGGAUCGGUGAGUUAGGCUGCCCAGAAGUGUGGGGCUAUUCACCCAGAGUGAAGGAACCAGACUCUGAUGAAUUCACUCCAGUGGAGGAGGACAAGAAGAACAGCAGCUCAGACUCCAGCUCUGACGAUGAAAAGAAAAGGAAAAAGAAGAAAAGGAAAUCCAAGAAACGCAAGCACAAAAAGCACUCAGAGGAAAGUGAAUCAGAAUCAGAAGAGGAAGAACUAAAGAAGAAGAAGAAAAAGAAGAAGAGUAAGAAGUCCAAGAAGUCGAAGAAGAAGAAGGCAAAGAAAAACCGGAAGGAGACCAGCGAGUCCAGUAGUGAAGAAUCAGAGGAAGAGGAGGAAGAUCCCAGCGAGGUGACGUGGGUGGAGAAAACCUGCAUGGAUGAACACGUGGUGGGACCUGAAGCUCCACUCACCCACUUGUCCCAGGACGAGAGGCCUCUGGACUUUGGUCACGCUCUGCUGCCGGGUGAAGGUGCUGCCAUGGCCGAGUACGUGAAAGCUGGCAAGCGUAUCCCCAGAAGAGGAGAGAUCGGACUGACCAGCGACGAGAUCGCCGACUUUGAGAAGUCUGGCUAUGUGAUGAGCGGCAGCAGACAUCGUCGCAUGGAAGCUGUGCGUCUGAGAAAGGAAAACCAGAUCUACAGUGCAGACGAAAAGAGGGCCCUGGCCUCUUUCAACCAGGAGGAGAGAAGGAAGAGGGAGAGCAAGAUCCUGUCCAGCUUCCGGGAGAUGGUCUACAGGAAGACCAAAGGCAAAGAGGAGAAGUGAGCCUGCAGUAUUGUGAAAGAUCGUUUCAUGAGGGGUCAACAAGGGCUUCUUCGCUUUCAGGAGUUUAUUUUAAAUCUCUCCAUUAUAUGUUAGGUCAAAUCAGACAAUGUGUCUAUGACUUGAGUUGGACCUGAAUCUCAUUGUGGCAUGGACUCAUGAAAACUGUAAAUAUUUGUUUGAGGAUGGACACUUGCUACUGUCAUUCUUUUAAAGGAUGCUUUUUUUUUUUUUAACUAGGAUCUUGUCUACAUUAAUAUUCCUGCCGGUAAAGCAUAUUGUCAUUUAACCAUGUUGUGAAUAAAUUUCAGUGUUCUCUAUGUAUAUGUU
Molecule: messenger RNA, 1630 nt
Organism: Synchiropus splendidus (mandarinfish)
Lineage: Eukaryota; Metazoa; Chordata; Actinopteri; Syngnathiformes; Callionymidae
Gene: nkap
Product: NFKB activating protein
Exons: 8
Coding region: 119-1303 (394 amino acids)
Biological process (GO): regulation of gene expression
Cellular component (GO): nucleus
Molecular function (GO): chromatin binding
Source: RefSeq, a predicted model, not a curated record